AUGCCGAGCUUUGCAGACGGGUACGAUGACAGCAAUCGAGCGUUUCUGCAAGCCUUCCUAGCUCGUAGCACCCUCACGCUAGACACAGCCAAACAUGUUAUUGCGGCCAUUUCAACACAACAAGAAGGCAGAGAGGUUCAAGCACAAGACAUUACGGUUGAAGACCUAGACUCGUUCGUUUACCAAGCCAAUCGAAAACUCUCCCCCCUUGACCUCGAAAUCCGCAGCACGUUCCAUCAGCAGACACGUGAACGGGUUUACGCCUUGAUCAAUACGACCAGCGAUCCCCUGACCCAGCUCGCCACAUCCUACACAGCCGAUGAGAUUAUCUACGUCAAGAAACUACUGGAUGCCAUGUUCGAUGGACGUAACAAUAAAGGCAGGCGGGAAGCAAUGUGCUUGAGCGGAAUUGAAGCCAUCCAAACCGGGAAAGUUCCUGAGAAGAGACGGGAGACCCAGAACGAGAAUGCAACGCAGUCGUCAGCAGGUAUGCUCAGCCCUAAGGAUGCUGAGGCAAUGCUCAACAAAUUGGUGGAGGAAGGGUGGUUCGAAAGGAGUCCGGCCGGAUUUUACAGCCUGAGUCCUCGCGCUCUGAUGGAGUUGAAGGCCUGGCUCAUCGACACCUACAACGAUGACGACGACGACGACGACGGGACCAUCGACAAAAUCAAAUUUUGCCAUGCUUGCAAGGAGAUCAUCACAGUGUUCUUUUCUGGUUUCAAGGGUCAACGUUGCGCUCAACGAGAAUGCCCGGGCAGGUUACACGAUAUCUGUUCUCAAAAUUUCUUUCGUGUGCAUAGAUCGCGAGCCUGCCCUCUUUGUAAUACUGAGUGGGAUGGCGAACACUACGUCGGUGAGAAGGCUAUCACAACAUCCGAAAGUUAUCGAAGCGGGCGACGGCGGUCAAACAAUCGACCUAGAUCUCAAGUCGAAGCUGCUAAUGAACAUGAAGAUGAGCCUUGA
Molecule: messenger RNA, 963 nt
Organism: Exophiala aquamarina CBS 119918
Lineage: Eukaryota; Fungi; Ascomycota; Eurotiomycetes; Chaetothyriales; Herpotrichiellaceae
Exons: 2
Coding region: 1-963 (320 amino acids)
Biological process (GO): DNA damage tolerance; double-strand break repair via homologous recombination
Cellular component (GO): nucleus; Smc5-Smc6 complex
Molecular function (GO): ubiquitin-protein transferase activity
Source: RefSeq, a predicted model, not a curated record